ACGGUGGAUGGAUUGCUAGUAUACUUCCCAUACGAUUAUAUUUAUCCUGAACAAUAUGCGUAUAUGUUAGAUUUAAAAAGGGCCUUAGAUGCUAAGGGCCAUGGCGUUCUGGAGAUGCCUUCUGGUACAGGAAAGACAAUUUCUCUACUGUCUUUGAUUGUGGCUUAUAUGAUCCAGAAUCCUCACCAUGUGAGAAAACUAAUAUACUGUUCCCGAACACUACCUGAAAUAGAGAAGGUUCUUGAAGAGCUGAAAAACCUGGUAAAGUACUAUGAAGUCCAUCAGGGAGAGAAACCGAAUCUUGUUGGUUUAGUUCUCAGCUCUAGAAAGAAUCUCUGCAUACAUCCUGAGGUAUCAAGAGAAAGGGAAGGCAAGCUAGUGGACGGAAGAUGCCACUCACUCACAGCCAGUUAUAUCAGAGAGAAGCACGAGAAAAACAGUGAAACUCCUAUUUGUCAAUUCUACGAAGGCUUCAACCGCGAAGGCAAGGAGUCGAUGUUGCCGUACGGAGUCUACACUUUGGAUGAUCUUAAACAAUAUGGCGCCGAUAGGAAUUGGUGUCCUUAUUUUCUUUCCAGAUUCGCUAUAAUUCACGCAGAAAUCAUAGUCUACUCCUAUCACUACUUAUUAGAUCCUAAAAUAGCCGAUGUGGUUUCAAAAGAACUGAAUAAAGAAGCAGUGGUGGUGUUUGAUGAGGCGCACAACAUAGACAACGUGUGCAUAGACUCGCUUAGCGUUAAGGUUACUAGAAGGACCAUAGACAAGAGCACACAGGCUUUGCAACAGCUCGAGAAAACUGUCGCACAUAUUCGAGAACAGGAUGCGGCGAGGCUGACCGUGGAAUAUGAGCAGAUGGUGGAAGGCCUUCGCGACGCCGCCUUCGCUAGAGAAACUGACAUGGUGCUUGGAAAUCCUAUAUUGCCCGAUGAGGUGCUUAAUGAGGUGGUCCCGGGCAAUAUUAGAAAUGCAGAACAUUUCCUAGGAUUUUUGAGAAGGUUCAUCGAAUACCUGAAAACGAGACUAAGACUACAGCAUGUAGUACAAGAAUCUCCUGCAGGUUUCUUGAAAGACGUGGCGUCACGAGUGUGCAUCGAACGUAAGCCGCUACGGUUCUGCGCGACGCGCCUGAACUCGCUGAUGAAGACCCUGGAGAUCCCCGACCCCUCGAACUUCGCGUCCCUCACCCUCAUCACCCACCUGGCGACGCUGGUGUCCACGUACACGAAGGGCUUCACAAUCAUCAUAGAACCGUUUGAUGACAAAACGCCUACGGUUUCUAAUCCUAUUUUGCAUUUCUCUUGCAUGGAUUCGUCAAUAGCAAUGAGGCCGGUCUUCGCAAGGUUCCAGUCAGUUAUAAUAACGUCAGGUACGUUAUCGCCACUGGACAUGUACCCGAAGAUUUUGGACUUCAAUCCUGUCAUCAUAAGCUCCUUCACCAUGACCUUGGCGAGGCCUUGCAUUUUGCCCAUGAUAGUAUCUAAAGGCAGCGACCAAGUGGCCAUAUCGUCCAAGUACGAAAGCAGGGACGAUGUCGCUGUCAUAAGAAACUACGGGCAACUCCUAGUUGAAAUUUCAGCGUGUGUGCCAGAUGGUGUAGUUUGUUUCUUCACGUCGUACCUUUAUUUGGAGAGCGUUGUCGGCGCUUGGUACGACCAAGGUGUUGUGGCAAAUUUACAAAAACACAAACUACUCUUUAUUGAAACGCAAGACUCUGCAGAGACGAGUUUCGCGUUAAUUAAUUAUAUUAAGGCGUGCGAGAGUGGGCGGGGCGCCGUGCUGCUGUCGGUGGCCCGCGGCAAGGUGUCGGAGGGCGUGGACUUCGACCACCACCUGGGUCGUGCCGUGCUCAUGUUCGGCAUCCCCUACGUCUUCACGCAGAGCCGCAUCCUCAAGGCGCGCCUCGAGUACCUCAGGGACCAGUUCCAGAUUCGAGAAAACGACUUCUUAACCUUCGACGCGAUGCGACACGCGGCUCAAUGCGUUGGCAGAGCGCUGCGAGGCAAAACGGACUACGGCAUCAUGAUCUUCGCGGACAAGCGCUUCAAUCGCGCCGACAAACGCACCAAGCUGCCGCGAUGGAUCCAGGAGCACCUCAAGGACUCGCUCUGCAACCUCUCCACCGAGGAGGCUGUGCAGAUCUGCAAGCGUUGGCUCCGUCAAAUGGCCCAGCCUUUCACGCGAGAAGACCAGCUCGGCGUCUCACUCCUCACCUUGCAACAGCUACAAUCACAAGAGCAGCAGGAAAAAAUUGAAAAACAGGUCACUCAGAAAUGAUAGAACUGUUUAUCAAGGCCACUAUCGUGCCCUAGAAGGUCAUCUCGAACUGGAUAUCAGGCAAUGAAAGAAAGAAAUAUUCUCAGAAAGUCGUGAGUCAGUCUACUUCAAGAUAAAUAGUUGCUGGAGAAACAUUUCUCAAGUAUCAUAUCAAAUGAUUUCUGCUUUAGUAGCAACAAUAAACCAAAUGCAUAAGAAAGUAACUUUUUAUACAAAUUCAGAAGCAUCGAGUAUA
Molecule: messenger RNA, 2509 nt
Organism: Hyposmocoma kahamanoa
Lineage: Eukaryota; Metazoa; Arthropoda; Insecta; Lepidoptera; Cosmopterigidae
Gene: Xpd
Product: general transcription and DNA repair factor IIH helicase subunit XPD
Exons: 18
Coding region: 64-2274 (736 amino acids)
Biological process (GO): positive regulation of mitotic recombination; nucleotide-excision repair; transcription by RNA polymerase II
Cellular component (GO): nucleus
Molecular function (GO): damaged DNA binding; DNA helicase activity; ATP binding
Source: RefSeq, a predicted model, not a curated record